UUAGCUGUGUAUUCUGAUGCGUUUUGGAAAGCAACAGUGGUUACCCUAGUUUGGAAUGGACCGCAUUUUAGACCGAAAUUCCUUCAAAUAACAAAAAUAUGCUGUCUCAAGUAUCAAUAACAAAGGAGAUGUCGGGGUCCCUCCAUUCUCGUCAAAAGAGUGUAUCAUCGUUCGUCGUUUCAAUCCCUGAAGACACAACUGGCAACGAGCAGAUUUUAAAGUCAUUAAACGAAUUAUACAGCCCUGUGCUGAAGUUGUUGAAGCUUUUCGGAGCGUACUAUGGACAAACCAAUUUAAAACACUUGGAAUGCACGCCGACCAGUCGACAAGGAAGGAAUAUAUGCUCGAAAAUGUAUUGUGGUCUGAUGAUAUCCCUUUUAUGUUUAAACUUCGUUAUGGCUGUCUCCGGGAUUUUUGCUUCAGGGGCAGUAUUCGUGUUUUUGAUGUUUACUCUUGGCAACCUUUUAAUAGUUAUUUGUGGAAUAACCUCAUUGAUUGUUCUUCCUCUGGCUAUUGGCAAAAAGUCACGGUUCCAACAAUAUCUUCUGAGCUUAUUAGAAAACAGCAGAGGUAUUAAUUUAAAUUCAGUGAAGAAAAAGUCGAGAAAAGGCUUCAUAGUUCUCUGUUUACUUUAUGUGGAAACUGUUACGUUUUCUAUUGUUAGUGAUCAGAAAUUGAACUUUGGCCUUGCUUGUUGUAAGCCUUGGAAUGAGUGGUAUGGCUUUCGAGUGAUUGCGCAGUUCUCUUUAUUUACUGGGAGUGCUAUUUGGUUACUUUCGAUGUAUUUCUUCUAUCUAACCUGUAGAAUCCUUCUAAAAUGUUUUGAUGGGCUUUAUAAGAGAAUGUCAUCACUACCUCCGCUCUCAGCGAACUUUACAUCUUUAAAAAUGGAACAUCACAGGUUAUGCGAGGUGGUCGAACUUGCCGACAAGAUGCUCGCUCCACUCCUUCUCGGAGUUGUGGCGUUAUACAUCCCAAUGUUGUGCAUCAGUUUUUACAACUCCGUCAUUUUCCGAGAGGAUAUGAAGUUAAUGGCCCUUGCUACCACUCUUUCCUGGUGUUUUGUUGCGGCAGGAAUCUUAGCAACUGUCCUGUUCUUUGGAUCUAAAGUCAACGAAAAGAUUCACAGUUUUCAGAGCAUUUUGCAAACUAUGCCCGUCUCUACAGCGGAGGAAGCUAAGGUAUUGUUGUUUUUACUCGACCUUCAAGGAGAACCGAAGGGUUUAUCAAUUGGAGGACUGCUUGUCAUAACCAAGUCCACGUCCUUAGCGAUUGCUGGGGUAAUAGUGUCCUACUUUGCAGUUCUCUUAUCUUUACCGCGUUGACCUUUAAAGAUAUGACACUGUUUA
Messenger RNA from Pocillopora verrucosa, 1349 nucleotides. RefSeq lists its product as uncharacterized. The record is from RefSeq and is a predicted model, not a curated record. NCBI's taxonomy places the organism in Eukaryota, Metazoa, Cnidaria, Anthozoa, Scleractinia, Pocilloporidae. Gene Ontology annotation, biological process: sensory perception of taste. Gene Ontology annotation, cellular component: membrane.